GGACUCACGACGUCCGUUGUGUAUACCCACAACGGCCCGUACGAACAAGAGUAGUCCAAUGUGUAUGCACACCACACACCCUCCCGGCGCGCACUAGACCCAAAGCGGGCAACCGAUCCCUCAUACAUACAUCACCUAUCUCCACUUCACCCAACCGACCCGACCAAAUUCCGAAAUACAUCCCCAUCCUCCACCUAACUUAAAAGCCCCUCCCUCUCCUCUACAGAGCCCCCAGAAGCCCCCUUUAACACCCCACCAUGGUCACCCCAAACCCCAAAGCACCACUCAUCCUCAGCGGCCCCAGCAUCGCCGCCACCGCAGUAUCCUCCUUCCCCGACCCGCACACCAGCGGCAGCGUGACCUGGAAAACCCUCAUCUCGGCGCCGCAAACAGCCUCCGACUCGCUCACCGUAGGCAUAGCUACAUGCGCGCCGGGCAGCGCGGCCGGGUGUCGAGGGGACCUGAAACCGCAUCGGCACGCGCAGGCAGAGGUGUAUCACGUGGUGCAGGGUAGAGGUGUGAUUACUAUUGACGGGAAAGGGUAUGCGGUGGAGAAGGGGAGUGUGGUGUGGAUUCCGGGGGAUGCAGAGCACGGGAUUGUGAACGAGGGGGAGGAGGAGUUGGUGUGGGUGUAUGUGUUUGCUGUGGAUGGGUUUGAGGAUAUAGUAUAUCGGUUUGAUAAGCCCGGGGCUGGGACGAGGGAGAGAGCGAAGUUGUAAGUGUUUCGAAUCUAAGCAUCGCCU
Boeremia exigua is the source of this 743-nucleotide messenger RNA. Its product is annotated as RmlC-like cupin domain-containing protein. The coding region runs from base 258 to 719 and encodes 153 amino acids. The transcript has a single exon. Lineage: Eukaryota; Fungi; Ascomycota; Dothideomycetes; Pleosporales; Didymellaceae. The record is from RefSeq and is a predicted model, not a curated record.